This is a messenger RNA of Gymnodraco acuticeps, 5046 nucleotides long. Its product is annotated as collagen alpha-1(I) chain. The transcript has 58 exons. Lineage: Eukaryota; Metazoa; Chordata; Actinopteri; Perciformes; Bathydraconidae. The record is from RefSeq and is a predicted model, not a curated record. Bases 18 to 4679 code for a protein of 1553 amino acids.
GUUUUUGAUCAGAAGCCAUGCCGGUCGCUGUGCUGUUUGUCGUGCUGCUGCUGAGCUGCGAGGUUGCAGCUUCAGAGGAUUUCUCCAUUCAGCCCGGGAUCGGAGAAUUACCCAGACCGGAAAACUCUCUACAGGCCAACCCCUCUGAGGAGACGCCCAGACUGGAUCCACUCCCUGAUCCAGAGGGUGUAGAUGCCACAUCUGGAGUAAAACACAUCACUGAGACUUUAGGCUCAACAGACAGAGACAACGACGGACAAACAGCUGUGAGUACAGAUGUGAAUCAAGCUGGAGGUCCUUCCUCUCUGACUGGAAAUGAGCAGCUUUCUAAAGUGGACCCUGAGACGAUAAAGCAACCACAGAGCACAGAGGGAAGUAACAUAACCACGACCUUCUCUGACCAAACACAACACACUGAGGAAGAGCAGAAUGAAAACUCCAGAACAAGUGAUUUAGAAAGUGUUGAGACGAGCCUUAACCUUCACGCUGAGACCCCCACAGCUUCAGGGGAGGCAGAGUCAGAGAUAUCUUCCUAUAAAGAACCACAAUUUGCCACCAGAUCUACUCUCAUCUCAAGGCCCAUCACAGAUUCAGAGUGUGCUACCUCCAGUGUGUACCCUGCAUCUGAAGGAGGUGCAAAGGAGGCGAGACAGGAGGCGAGACAGGAGGCGUCACCACUUGUUUUUAUACCUACAAUGUCGGUAGAAGAAAAUACAGAAAAGGACUUUCCUGCGAAUCAGAAAGAUCCAGCCCCAAACCGUGCUGUUUUAUCUCCUAGUGGAAAGGCACUACAUGCCAGGGACAUGGAGGAGGAGAGGGGUAAUGUUUCACACGGUGAGAUUAAGGAGGACAUAAGGAACAGGUUGCUAAGUGUUUCACCCAACACAGAAACACAUCUUCCAGGUGGGGAUCAGGGGAGUGGGCUGGAGACAGAUGUGAUCGAUGUAAAGCAGGAAGAGGAAGUGCAAGAGAUGGAAAAAGGAAGUUCUGAUAAUGACGCUGACAUUUCAGAGGAUUAUAAUCAAUCCUCACCUGAUCAGAUCUCCCAAGACUCCUUCGUCCAAUCACAGACUGAAUCUCCACUGCAGAGUGAUAAAUCAGCCAAUCAGCCGGCUGCAGACACAGCCAGACGUCACGGACCUCAGAUGGGGUUGCAGGGUCCACCUGGGCUAACGGGACCACCCGGGCUUAAAGGAGACAAAGGUUAUUCAGGCGUUAUGGGCAGGACCGGGCGGACAGGAAAUCAGGGUCCCAUUGGUCCUCCUGGGAUGCCGGCCAUUGUUGUUUUUAAAAACUCUGAAGAAGAGUGGGAGGAUUUUAAGAAAGAGAAGAUCUACAAAAAGCUGGUCUCCUCCUGGCCGAAACGUAAGGGGCCUCCGGGGCCUCCUGGACCUCUUGGACAUGAAGGACCAAUUGGGCGGCCUGGAAGUGACGGGAAGCAAGGACGAAAAGGAGUUGAAGGGAAAAUCGGCAGUCCUGGACCACAGGGGGUCCCUGAUCCUCAGGGCCGACCUGGAAGAGAAGGGACCUCAGGAAACCCUUCUGCCCCGGGACAUCCAGGCCCACCUGGAGAACAGGGUCCCCAGGGCUACAGAGGAGAGAGGGGCAGCAAAGGGGAGCUGGGUGAGUGGGGUUAUCAUGGGGAGGCUGGACCACAGGGACACAGAGAACGUAAAGGAGACAAGGGAAAUAAAGGAGUCAGAGGCAUCAUCGGUAUCCCUGGUUACAUCGGUAUUCCCGGAGCCAGGGGUCCUGCUGGAUUUCUGGGACCAUCAGGAGUUACGGGAGGGAUCGGAGCUCAAGGCUUUGGGGGACCACCUGGCCCACCUGGACAAAUGGGUCCCAGAGGAAUAAAAGGCAUGUUGGGCUUCAAAGGACCUCCGGGUCAUCAGGGUGAUCUGGGUCCCAGAGGAGCAGCUGGACCUAAGGGAGAGUCUGGUCCUGAUGGAGCGGUCGGGCCUCCCAGCGUCCGUGGCCCUCAGGGAAAACCAGGACCAGACGGCCCUCCUGGUCCCAAAGGAGACGCUGGAGAUACAGGAGAUGAAGGAGACAUCGGAGAACCUGGACCACCUGGACUUUAUGGAGCCAAUGGGAAUCCAGGAAGGUCUGGACCCUCAGGUGAUCCCGGCACUAAAGCAAAGCGAGGUUACAGAGGUGAUCGGGGUUUUAAUGGAGACCCGGGACCUCCAGGGCCUCCAGGUAAACGAGGACUAAAGGGGCGCCGAGGCCCCUCAGAUCUCGAGGGAGUUGGAGGACCUCCGGGGCCACCGGGACUUUCUGGGUCUCCUGGCCUUGAAGGCAUCAUGGGAGAGCAGGGGAAGCAGGGGAAAGACGGACUGAAGGGAGAUCGAGGGCCAAUCGGUGUUCAAGGAGUGUCUGGACCCCGAGGCGACAAGGGUCGGGAAGGUCGAGAAGGAUUUUCUGGAUUCCCAGGUCCCAUUGGAGAGAUGGGAAAAUCUGGAGAGGGAGGACGUGAAGGAGAGCCUGGUAUUAAGGGAAAGCUGGGCAUCUCCGGUGUGACUGGACCUAAAGGCUUAAAGGGAUUCCGUGGUAAUUUUGGAAACAGAGGACAGGACGGACCUUCUGGAGUUCUGGGAGCCAUCGGUGCAGAUGGACUGAGCGGAGACGCUGGACCUCCAGGACCAAGAGGAUCACCUGGGAAGACAGGAGCUCCUGGCCUUCAAGGACCUGUAGGGAACAAUGGAGGAGCUGGCAGCAGAGGAACGAAGGGGACCGCGGGAAAGCUAGGAGGGAGAGGGGUGAAAGGUAAAGACGGACCUGCAGGGCUUCCAGGAAGUGAAGGCUUAAAGGGAAGAGGCAAGGAGGGACCAACGGGGAAACCAGGCCGCCCAGGUGAGACGGGCAUGUCGGGACCUCGGGGAUACGGAGGACCUGCUGGUAUCCAGGGUAACAUUGGACCAUGGGGGGGGGUUGGGCCCCGCGGAUCCUCUGGUGAUCGGGGGCCACGAGCUCCAGUUGGUCUGCCUGGAGUAACAGGUUACCCAGGUAAAGAUGGGCCUCAGGGAUCAGCCGGAUCUUCAGGUGUCAAAGGAGACAAGGGAUCUGAAGGGGUUUUGGGGCCGGAGGGAGUUGCUGGUCUCGAUGGUGAGGAGGGUCCAAUGGGAAUAAAGAGACCUGUGGGGCCAGCUGGACUAAAAGGCGUAUCUGGGGAUAAGGGAAACUCUGGACCUCCUGGACAGAAAGGGCCAAAGGGAGAUGAAGGGGAAAGAGGCAACCGAGGGCCACAGCGAGGAAAAGGGCCCCCAGGGAAACAGGGAUCUCGGGGGUCACUUGGGGUCAAAGGAAGAGCCGGAGUGUCGGGACUGAAGGGUGAGCUCGGGACCAGAGGUUCUUUAGGGAGACCCGGUCAGUUCGGACCGGGAGGAAACUCGGGGUCAGCGGGGGUCAAAGGCCAGAAGGGGCUCCGGGGACACAAUGGUCCACCUGGCAGAUCAGGCCCCCCUGGAAGAAUUGGACCAUCGACACCAGGUUUGCCCGGCAACAGAGGAGAGGGUGGAAAGAGUGGAAACCCUGGAGCAAAGGGCAGUCACGGUGGGACGGGGAGGCCCGGUGUUCACGGCUUCAGAGGAGACAUGGGCGUUAGAGGUCAUAAAGGGGCAAAUGGAGAGCCUGGUACGAGAGGAAAAAUGGGGACGUUGGGGAAGAGGGGGUUCGUUGGCUCUGCAGGAGCUAAAGGGUCAUCUGGAGCUGCUGGUCCUCCAGGUGGGCCGGGGUCUAAAGGAGUUCAGGGGCUGAAGGGGAAAAGAGCCCAGGCUGGAAGGAAAGGAAACAGAGGAGCUGCUGGGAAAAAAGGGGGUGAAGGUCCACGAGGAAGACCAGGUUCUGCUGGAGCGCCUGGAAAACCCGGCCUCAGUGGUCUGGAUGGGUUACUCGGGGUUGAAGGAAAUCCUGGAGAUCCAGGUGAUGUAGGUUUCAGAGGAGCUCCUGCGAAACCUGGCAGCACUGGCAAAAUGGGAAACCCUGGAUCUCCUGGGGUCAGAGGAAGCAGUGGAGCACCAGGGUUUAAGGGUAAAUCUGGAUUAAAAGGAAAACAAGGACCACCUGGACCAAUGGGGCCAAAGGGUCUUCCAGGACUGAGAGGAGAGAAGGGAGAGUCUUCAAUCUCUGGUCUGAAGGGUCUCCCAGGUGAAAUGGGAAUAUUUGGACUAGUCGGGCCAUCUGGGCUAAAGGGGAAUCCUGGUCUGCAGGGGCUGAAGGGUCGAACAGGCCUUAAAGGAAAGCAGGGAGAGGCCGGUCCUCGGGGUCCACACGGGCGUAAAGGCAUCCUCGGACUCGCUGGCCAGCUUGGGAAGAAGGGAAUGAAAGGAGUCGAAGGAGGGAGAGGACCAAAGGGAGUGAGAGGCAAGCCAGGACCUCCAGGGAAGCCAGGAGCACCGGGCAUCAAACGCAGGCCUUCACAAAGACGGGGAUCAAAGCCUGAACUCAGACCGCUUCGUCAGAGACCCAAAACAGCACGCAUUAAAAGAUUCAAACCUGAAAACAUGCCGCGGUUCAGACUAACACCGGCCCUCCUGAAGGUACACAGAUCGUGGGUUCAAGUGUCCCUCUCAGAUAAACUUUAUCUACACCAUGUCCCUGAUUUGUUUUGUGUCACGGCUUCUGUCCACAUAAUGCGUAGCAGUUCAGUCAGACAACUCACGUGUUUCUUGAUAUGUUAGAACAAUCUCCCUGUUCCCCGGCUUGAGCUUGAACCUCAGGAUCCAUGUAUCUGUGAUCCUCUCCAGAAUGGAAGGAGUCAUCACAUACAGAGCAUCAACUAGUUCCUGAACAGUGUCCUUCACAUGCUGAUAUCCAAGAGAGGGAGUUACACAGUCACAAGAUGGAGGAAUAGAAAGCAGUAUUCAAUGUUUACUUCAGAUUAGCUCCACGUCAGAAAUGAGCAUGCUUGAUGUCUCUCUCCAUAGAGGCUGAAUCAUCAUGUUAAUCACAGAGCUAUCAUCUGCCUCAAACAGUCCUGAUGCUCUUCUGGGUAAUCACACAUCCUGUCAUGUUCACAGCUACAGUUGAUACCUUUGUUAGCAUGCU